UCACAACCCAAUUUUCUCUCUCUAACAAAACAAAAUUUCCGAAUCUGAGUUACGACUUCCAUUCCAAUUUACUCUAACUUGAUCUUGUUUGAAUCUGUUUUCGUUUUUAUGCUGCUGAUUCUGAAUUCUGCGUCUCUCUUUGCCCCUAGUUAUCACUGUGUCAUUCAUAGUUAUGGGUUUAGGAAUUUGGAUCUUAACACUUUGUGUUUUCUUCUGCUGGGGUCUGAUUCUGUAAUUGGUAUUUUUAUUUUUAUUUUUAUUUUUGCCACCUUAAUACUGAUUUUGUUCUAUUUGAUGUUUUUGGGUGAUGGGAAUUUAAUUAUUUGACUUAAGAUGGAAAUGGUUUCCCCUGAAGAUGAUUCUUUGAGGUUGAAAUUGGAAAUUGUUGAUCAUACGGACUGUGUUCUAUGAGUUUGAGUUGCUGUUUUGCAGGUUGCAGCUUCUAGUAAAUUGGUGUACUAGACUGUGUUUGUCUGUGUCUGAAAUUAGAAUGACCCAGUGCCUAAUGUUGGAUGUGAAAUUUUCAUGCCCACGAAAUCUUUGAUGAAAUGCAAAUCUUUGGUUUGAAUUGCGUAUUAAAGUUACUAAUAGCAACCUGUGAUUUUCUAAAUUUGAAUUGCCCUGCCAUACUUUUCUUUUCCUUUGGGUGGCACUUGCUGAGCUAACCUUUGUAUGUGAUUCAAGUAUAAGAAUGGUAGGGAUAACAUUAGAUGUUGUUUAAGUGUUUUACUAUGCAAUCUGAAUUCAUUUGAUAACAUAUUAUCUGUCUUCUUUUUCAUAUAGAAGUUGUAGAUGGCUCCUUUUGCAGUUACAACAUUGCCUUCUUCACAUAUCUGCCACCUCCGAAAGCCCCCAAACCUUAUCCAUCCAAUUCGAUGCUCUAUGGCUGCUUCUUCUCCUUCCUCGGUUACCACUAGAUCAAAAGCUGCUCACUUUGAUUUGAAGACAUAUUGGACUUCCCUAAUGAUGGAGAUCAAUCAGAAGCUUGACGAAGCUAUUCCAGUUCAGUUCCCUCCUCAGAUAUAUGAAGCUAUGAGGUAUUCAGUGCUCGCCAAAGGAGCCAAGCGCGCCCCACCUGUUAUGUGCAUCUCCGCUUGUGAGCUCUUUGGGGGAAGCCGCCAUGCAGCCUUCCCUACUGCCUGCGCCCUCGAAAUGGUUCAUGGGGCAUCAUUGGUACAUGAUGAUCUUCCCUGCAUGGAUGACUCCCCCUCACGCCGUGGCCAGCCCUCAAACCACACCAUCUAUGGGGUUGACAUGGCAAUUCUUGCGGGGGAUGCACUCUUUCCCCUUGGAUUUCGUCACAUUGUUUCACAUACUCCCUCUGACCUUGUGCCUGAACCACACCUCCUUCGUGUGAUUGCUGAGAUAGCCCGCUCUGUAGGCUCCACUGGAAUGGCUGCAGGGCAGUUCCUGGAUCUUGAAGGAGGACCCAAUGCUGUUGGAUUUAUACAAGAAAAAAAGUUUGGCGAAAUGGGGGAGUGUUCUGCAGUAUGUGGAGGACUGUUGGCUGGUGCCGAAGAUGAUGAGCUAGAGAGAUUGAGGAGGUAUGGGAGAGCUGUUGGGGUAUUGUAUGCGGUUGUGGAUGAUAUUUUGGAACAGAGAUCGAAAGCUGAGGGAGGUAAUGACAGAAAAAACAAGGGGAAGAGUUAUGUGGAGGUUUAUGGGGUUGAGAAAGCAGAAGAGAUGGCUGAAGAGCUUAGAGCAAAGGCUAAAGAAGAAUUGGAUGGAUUUGAGAAGUAUGGGGAGCGAGUCUUUCCUCUCUACAGUUUUGUGGAUUAUGCUAUCGAUAGAAGUUUCAGUGUUGAUGACGCCAGUGGGUGAUGGGUACUUGAAAUUUAUCUAUGUAUACCUCUUUGAUUGAUUUGAAUACUUGAGAAUCGAUGAUUGCAUUGCAUAGAUAACUUACACGGUUUAGAACAGGGAACUUUAGGUCUAUAUAACCAACAGUGAGCAUUUAAAGCUUGGUUUUCUAUUCAUUUUGGGUUGGCUAUCUUGACCAUCUAUACGGAUGAGGAAGUUCUGAAGCAUGGAAAAGAAAAAAAAAAAAAAAAAAAAAAAUCCCAUGUUAAUAUUAGAAAUGUAUCAUACAGUUGGCAUCUGUGAUACCAAAGGUAAAAUUCCAUGACCAUAAAGCACUAAUGUUAUGAUUUAU
Molecule: messenger RNA, 2152 nt
Organism: Gastrolobium bilobum
Lineage: Eukaryota; Viridiplantae; Streptophyta; Magnoliopsida; Fabales; Fabaceae
Product: heterodimeric geranylgeranyl pyrophosphate synthase small subunit, chloroplastic
Exons: 2
Coding region: 793-1821 (342 amino acids)
Biological process (GO): isoprenoid biosynthetic process
Molecular function (GO): prenyltransferase activity
Source: RefSeq, a predicted model, not a curated record